This is a messenger RNA of Paralichthys olivaceus (Japanese flounder), 2207 nucleotides long. RefSeq names its product LETM1 domain containing 1 (gene letmd1). Gene Ontology annotation, cellular component: mitochondrial inner membrane. Gene Ontology annotation, molecular function: ribosome binding. The record is from RefSeq and is a predicted model, not a curated record. NCBI's taxonomy places the organism in Eukaryota, Metazoa, Chordata, Actinopteri, Pleuronectiformes, Paralichthyidae.
UGUAUAUGAGCGUCAUUACGGUAACUGCGCUUCAACAUGGCGCUGUCCUGUUCGAGCCUCUGUCGCCGUUUGUCUUUGGUCAGACUGUCUGUCCUCAGGACAAACGGGACAGCGACCGUCCUCUAUUCUCCACCUGUGUCCUGUCAGUCCAGGUUACCUCUGUGUAGAAUCUACUCAACAUCCAAAGUUAAUCAUGGUAUUGGUCGAUACGUCACCUCCCGCCUUCAACGAGCAAAUAGCAAGUAUGAAGGGUUCCUCAAAAGAAGAUUUCCCAGCUUUUAUCAGCUCUACCAUACUUUUGUGGAAGGAUUUAAGUUACUGUACCAAGAUGCCAAAGAAGUGAGGAGGAUAAAAGUAAAGAUGUUCACUGCUAGAGUUAAGUUCCAGGAUUUGCCCUACAGAGAGAUGGAGAAACUUAGACAGUUUCGCAGAGACGUGAUCAAAGCUGUCCCGCUGGUGAUGAUAUCCAUCCCUCCCUUUGCCAACUACCUGGUUUUUGUCCUGAUGUACUUUUUCCCCCGCCAGCUCCUGAUCCCUCACUUCUGGACUGCCAGGCAGCAGGUAGAGUUUCGGAGAGUGUAUAAUUCCCUCAGGGCGCGGCAACACUUGCCAGUGCUCAAAGGCCUCGAGCACACCAGCCACAAAGUCAAAGACAGUCAGCUUCAGAGUCGCCUAAAAGAUCUGUGCACUAAAGUGAAAAGUGGAUCAAACCCUCAAGUGUCUGAAAUCCUUGCUGUCCGAAGCCUGUUUUCUGGACCUCCUCUGGGCAUAAAGCGGAUGAGGGUGGAUCACAUGAGGCGUAUCAGCCGGCUGCUCUUCCUGACGCCUCGCCUCCCUGGCUUCCUGAUCGGCCGGAGGCUGAACAGUCACGCCUUUGAGCUCAUGCAGCUGGACCGCGCCCUGAGCAGGAUGGGCCCUCAUCAGCUCAGUGAAUCUGAACUCCGACAGGCUUGUUAUUUUAGAGGACUCAACUCUGACAGUCUAGGUGUUAACCAGUGCCAGGAGUGGUUAUCCCAGUGGCUUCAGGUUUCCUGCUCGUUGAAAGAGUCAGAGGUCUCCCUGCUUUUGCACAACAUUGUGUUUCUCUCUGCCAACUACCCGAAUGCUGUGAAAAGGUCCCACUGACAGGAAGCCAGAAGAAGUCUGUUUUGUGAUCAUUCGUGCACUGGGCAGAAAAACAUCCUACAGAUCUGUUGACAUCAACAAAAAUAUUCUUGGCAAGAUCCUAUGGGAAAAUAAAAAGCAAACAAGGAAACGUGGGUCUGCCAAUAAAGAAAACCAACCCAUUGCUAAACGCUGUAGCAUUGUCCUGUUUGCCAAUUAAAGUUCUUGUCUUAGCCACGACAUCUCUACUCUGACAUAAGGACAAUCUCAGAAGUAUAUUUUGGCUUAAAAUCUCGCUUGGUGCAGUUUUACUGUUUAUGAUGCACUGAACUAUGUUAAGUGGUGAUGUUAAGCUAAUAUCGUGAUUUCUUGUUGCUGUUAAUUUUUUUUAUCAUUUUAAGGCACAAACUUGACAUCUGUUUACUUCCAAGCUAACGCACAUUACAAAGCUGCAAAGACAAAGAGGAGAUUGCGAGUGACAGUUCAGCAGAACUUUGUGAUCUGUUAAUAUUUUGCUUGUGUGGUAAAUUGAUUGGACACAUUCCAUUCAUAACAAUCCACACAGACCCUUUAUGUGGGUUAAAUAUUCACAUUCACUUUUGCUUUAUGUUCCGAUACCUCACUUUGUACUCUGCUCAUAUAUUUUUUUACUGUGGAUAAUGUUGGUCAUGGCAAAAUGGUAGAUAACCCUUAUAAGAGCCUUGGUGGAAGGAACUCGAAAAACAUUCAUGCUGGUGUGUUGGAUGAGAAGCUGAACUUGUUGUACGAGUCAGAUCUGCUGUGAUGGCACUUUACUUUGUUUACGAGAUGUUUUCUUGCUUUAGGGGCUGAAUGACAUUAACUGUCCUGGUCAGAACACGUGAGCACAUUUCAUUCAAGGUUUUUGCCGACUUCAGGGUGAUGGUACAAAGAGGAAGUGCACGUCCCUUGUGCAGGGGUUUGCUGUUGUGAAAUGGGAAAUGUCAUCUGCAGUAUGAGUUGUAAAAGUUAUGGAUCUUUUUUUAAGUAUUUGAUAUUAUUUGCUCCAGUUUUGAAUGUGGUGUUGCUGUGCCAAUACUAUUUAUAAUGCUUGUACUGUAUCUGAAAUAAAUACCUACAUGGUC